This is a messenger RNA of Vanderwaltozyma polyspora DSM 70294, 624 nucleotides long. RefSeq names its product Rtt105p (gene RTT105). The coding region runs from base 1 to 624 and encodes 207 amino acids. Lineage: Eukaryota; Fungi; Ascomycota; Saccharomycetes; Saccharomycetales; Saccharomycetaceae. The record is from RefSeq and is a predicted model, not a curated record. The transcript has a single exon.
AUGGUACAUGCAGAUAUGGAUAAGGACCUGAAUUCAAAGUUGAUGAACAAUAUUGAUUCGUCACCUUUCAGGUUGAAUGAUCAGGAACGGGAAGCUAGUAGUGAAUUAAGUUCACCAAAUAGUCAUCGCUUCUAUCUGACGCCAAGGAAGGGAAACACACGUAACGAUGAUGACAUUGACAGUAUUUACGAUUCUGUUGCUGAACAGGACAGUUCCCUUGUUGACGAUAUUCUCUCUAGUAGGAAGGUAUCUCUGCGUCAAAUGAACAGGAAGCUUUCGAUGAGUUCGCCAACUCAUGGAGGAGUCAGACAGGGAAUGCAAAAGUCUCAAAAUCAAUUGAAACAGGACUCGAGAAGGAACAAGAUAAGAGAGAGAAGACAAGUCAGCAAUCGUGGUGGGAUUGAAUCAAUGGAGAAGUUCAUCAUGGAAAGUGAAAGGUCUCAUGAACUCGAACAGUUGAAACAGAUUGCCCAAGAAAACGUAGUUUCUGAAACAUUCUUGGAAGAUAUAGAAAGAGAAUCCAAAGAAGAUGAAUCCGAUGAUGAAUUGAUAGAACUUCUACAAAGUCAAGGACAUUGGGAACAAGAAUUAGAAUAUCUUUUAAAAGACUUAUCGAUCACGUGA